Molecule: messenger RNA, 1234 nt
Organism: Cicer arietinum (chickpea)
Lineage: Eukaryota; Viridiplantae; Streptophyta; Magnoliopsida; Fabales; Fabaceae
Product: short-chain dehydrogenase TIC 32 B, chloroplastic-like
Source: RefSeq, a predicted model, not a curated record
GGUAACAAUGAAGUGAUGAAGGCAACACUAAAAUACUUGGCAGGAAUAGCAGGUCCUAGUGGUUUUGGCUCAAGUUCAACCGCUGAGCAAGUUACUCAAAAUUCCUCUCAAUUCCUUCCUUCCCAUCUAACUGCUCUCAUCACUGGUGGGAGUUCUGGUAUUGGAGCUGAAACAGCUAGGGUGUUAGCAAAGAGAGGAGUGAGAGUUGUGAUUGGUGCGAGGGACUUGAAGAAGGCAAGUGAAGUUAGAGAAAAUAUACAAAGAGAGAGUCCUAAAGCUGAGGUUAUUCUAUUGGAGAUUGAUCUUAGCUCUUUUUGUUCUGUACAAAGAUUUUGUACAGAGUUUUUAGCUUUAGAUCUUCCACUUAAUAUUCUAAUAAACAAUGCGGGCAUAUUCUCUCAAGAUUUGGAGUUCUCUGAAGAUAAAAUUGAGAUGACAUUCACCACAAAUUACUUAGGACAUUUUUUGUUAACAGAAAUAUUACUAGACAACAUGAUAGAAACAGCAGAGAAGACAAAUAUUCAAGGAAGAAUAAUUAACGUUUCUUCUGUCAUACAUAGCUGGGUGAAGAGAGAUGGUUUUUGUUUCACUGAUAUACUCAAUGGAAAAAACUAUAAUGGAACACGCACUUAUGCUCAAUCAAAAUUGGCAAAUAUUUUGCAUGCCAAAGAAAUAGCCAGACAACUCAAGGUAAGGAAUGCAAGAGUAACUAUCAAUGCAGUACAUCCAGGUAUUGUGAAGACAGGAAUUAUUAGAGAUCAUAAGGGCCUAAUAAUAGUUCCAUAUGCAGGCUCCUUAUUUUUCAUUGCAUCAAAGUUAUUCAAAUCGACAUCACAGGGUGCAUCAACUACAUGUUAUGUGGCUUUGAGUCCUAAAACAGAAGGAGUGAGUGGGAAAUACUUUACAGAUUGUAAUGAGAGUAAGUGUUCUGGCUUAGCAAAUGAUGAAUUUGAAGCUCAAAAGUUAUGGAACAACACUCAUGCCUUGCAUCAAAAACGACUCCAUCAAGCACAAUUUGAAGAAUUUCUUCCCCUUAAAUUUGUAGACUCAUUAGUUUAGACACAAUGUAUAUUGGAUUAAAUAUUCAUUUACGUUAAGCACUUAAGCUAGUGAUAGGUAAGAUAGGUAUAGUUCGCCACUUUGAUUUUGUUGUACAAAUAAGUGAUUAGUAUAGUUGUAAAAAUAAAGUGAUGAGUCGUCAGUAUAAACAAAGCAUAAAUUAAAUCAUUAUAUG